Molecule: messenger RNA, 2569 nt
Organism: Onthophagus taurus
Lineage: Eukaryota; Metazoa; Arthropoda; Insecta; Coleoptera; Scarabaeidae
Product: gelsolin, cytoplasmic
Biological process (GO): actin polymerization or depolymerization; actin filament severing; barbed-end actin filament capping
Cellular component (GO): actin cytoskeleton; cytoplasm
Molecular function (GO): phosphatidylinositol-4,5-bisphosphate binding; actin filament binding
Source: RefSeq, a predicted model, not a curated record
AACAAACUAUGUCUCAUAAUAUAAAUUAACUCAUUCAGAUCUGCAAAACGUUAGUCUUUAGUCGUCGUUCAACCGAAGACUACUUCUUAAAGUUUUUACACAACAAGCGCAAGUCCGAUAUCGCGAUGAGCUCGGCAAUAAUACGAACGCUUUGGUUCGCCGGUGUUUUGGUUUUCAUGUUUAGAGAGUCGCAAUCCGCCACCGCAGGACGACGCACUACCUUUUCUACAUCGCAAAAUACCGGUUCAUUCUCAAGUGGAAAAGGAAAAAAAGUCAUGGAGCCCGCUUUUGAACAUGCUGGGCAAACCCCAGGGUUAGAAAUUUGGAGAAUUGAGAAUUUCAAGCCAGUCCCAUAUCCAAAGAAAGAUUAUGGGAAAUUUUUCACCGGUGAUUCAUACAUAGUCUUAUUUACCAAAGAAAAAAAUGGCGUAUUUAGUUGGGAUGUACAUUUUUGGUUGGGAAAAGAAACGUCGCAAGAUGAAUCUGGAGCAGCCGCGAUAUUAACGGUACAAUUAGAUGACCAGUUGGGUGGAGGACCAGUUCAACAUCGCGAAGUACAAAAUCAUGAGACUCAAGUUUUCUUGUCGCAUUUUAAAAGUGGAAUUCGAUACGCCCCUGGAGGUGUUGCGUCUGGAUUUAAUCAAGUUAAUCGCGAUGAAUUUGAAACGCGGUUGUUCCACGUUAAAGGAAAACGUAAUGUUCGCGUUAAACAAGUUGAUGUAACUAUUGGCUCGAUGAAUAAAGGGGAUUGCUUUAUUUUGGAUGUUGGAAAAACUAUUUAUGUUUAUGUUGGCCCAAGCGCUAAAGGCGUCGAAAAAUUGAAAGCGAUUAGCGCUGCCAAUCAAAUUAGAGAUCAAGAUCAUUCUGGUAGAGGAAAAGUUAUUAUUUUAGAUUCAUCUGCUCUCUCUUCAGAGUACGAUGAUUUCUUUGAAGCACUCGGUGGCGGAAAUGCCGACGAUGUUCCCGAUGAUUCCGCAAGCAGCAGCGAUGAUGAAUUCGAAGUCGACGUUGAGAAAGGCACAACAUUAUCCAAAGUUUCUGAUAGCACAGGAAAAUUAACCAUCGACGCUAUCGGCACCAAACCACUUUUACAAUCAAUGUUAGAUAGCAAUGAUUGCUUCAUCUUGGAAACUGGAGGUGCUAACAUUUACGUGUGGGUUGGAAAGAAAUGCAAUGCUAAAGAGAAAUCUGAAGCGAUGACAAAAGCUGGGCAAUUUAUGGAAACGAAAAAUUAUCCCGCAUGGACCCGCGUACAAAGAAUCGUCGAAAACGCCGAACCAACCAGCUUUAAACAAUACUUCCAAACGUGGAAAAGUGCUACAGAAACUUAUAGUAGACUUAUUCGUUCGAUCGAUGAUGAACCACAAGCUAAAUUAGAAUUAAAAAGUUCCGGCGAAGCCCCAGAAUUUAUGCCAGACGAUGGUUCAGGUACCGUCGAAAUUUUCCGCGUGGAAAAUUUCGAACUCGCCGAUGUUGCGAAAGAAAAUUACGGAAAAUUCUUCGGUGGUGACUCUUACGUCAUCAGAUAUAAUUAUGACGGGAAUAAUUGGAUCAUUUACUUUUGGCAAGGUGAUGAUUCAUCGAUCGAUGAAAAAGCUUCGUCAGCUUUCCAUGCUGUUCGUUUAGACAACGAACUCAACGGAAAAGCAACCCAAAUUAGAGUCGUUCAAGGGUACGAACCAAAACAUUUCUUACACAUUUUCAAAGGUAAAUUAAUCAUUUUCAUGGGCGGCCACGAAAGCGGAUUCAAAAACAUUAAAGAACACGACACUUACGUUGAAAAUGAAACUCGUCUUUACAAAAUUCGUGGAACGAGUGACGUUGAUGUACGCGCAGUUCAACUCCCAGCCAAUUCUAGUAGCUUAGAAUCCGAUGAUGUAUUUAUCGUUGAAAACGAUGCUAACACUUGGAUUUGGUAUGGAAAAGAAUCAAACGAUAUUGAAAAAAAUCUUUCUGCCAAUUUCUUGGAAUUACUCGCCCCCGGAUCAAGUCACGUUGAUAUCAACGAAGGCGAUGAACCCGACGAAUUCUGGGAAGCUUUAGGAGGAAAAACCGAAUACAAACAAAGCUUCACCGAUGAUUUGAAACCAUUAUCAACCACCCUAUAUCAUGCCGCUAUUAAAUCAGGAAGAAAACUCAAAAUUGAAGAAAUCGACGAUUUCACACAAGAAGAUUUGGUUGAAGAUGACGUUAUGAUUCUUGACGCGAUCAACCAAGUUUACAUUUGGUCUGGAAAAGAUUCCACCCUCGAAGAAAGAGAACAAACUUACAAUUACGUUUUGGAAUAUUUAGCCAAAAAUCAUCGCCAAGGAACUAUUGUGUUCACUAUUAAACAAGAUUCAGAAACGGAAGCCUUCAAAAACUUAUUCCCAUCCUGGAAUGAUGAACCCGAAAACACCGUUGCAAACACUUUUGCUGCUUUAAAACAGAAGUUCCAAGAAGAAGAAUAAAAUUUAUAUUUAUACAUAUAUAUAUUUUUACAUUCAUGUUAUUGCUUACGUAUACAAAUUAAUGUUCAAUGUUUUAUUGCUUUUUUCUUAAAUUAACAAUAAAAAUAUUUUAUUUCUUU